This is a messenger RNA of Cucumis sativus (cucumber), 2861 nucleotides long. Its product is annotated as probable inactive leucine-rich repeat receptor-like protein kinase At3g03770. Gene Ontology annotation, biological process: protein phosphorylation. The transcript is spliced from 8 exons. The record is from RefSeq and is a predicted model, not a curated record. Gene Ontology annotation, molecular function: protein binding; protein kinase activity; ATP binding. The coding region runs from base 315 to 2618 and encodes 767 amino acids. Lineage: Eukaryota; Viridiplantae; Streptophyta; Magnoliopsida; Cucurbitales; Cucurbitaceae.
CCCAAUACCCAUUCCUUCAAAUUGCAUACCCCAUUUUCCCUUUGUUUGUCAAGAGAGAGAAACAACCAUGUGCUAAAACUAAAUGUGUCUAUUUCAGGGUACCCCACUUUCUCGUCAUCCCUCACUGCCAUUUGUGAUUUUCUUUUUCAAUGACUGUCCUCAGAAGAGCAACAGUGAGCUUAGAGUCUCAUUCUUGGCUGGCUUUUGCUUCAUUAAUGACUCCAUUUGAUCAUCCUCUCCUGUUUUCCUAACAUUUUACUUGAGGCUGUUUGAAGAAGAAGAAGAAGGCUAGGUAACUGUUUGAAGAAGCUUUCAUGGGGAAGUGUGAUUUGUUGUUACUUCUCUGCUUUGCUUGGACUUUCUUGUUUGCUGAAGCUUACCAAUUGCAAGCCUCUCAAGCUCAAGUGCUUCUCCAGUUAAGGAAGCAUUUGGAGUAUCCAAAGCAAUUGGAAUCAUGGACUGAUCAUAGAGUAGAUUUUUGCACACUGUCUUUUCUUCCUCUUGUUAAUGUUACAUGCCAAGACAGUGUGGUCACUGAGCUUAGAAUUGCUGGUGAUACCAAAGACAAAGUUGAUGAGUUCAUUGGUUUUGCAAUACCAAAUCAAACUUUAUCAGAGGGUUUCUCUCUUGAUUCUUUCAUCACCACUUUGACUAGACUUAAUAGCUUGAGAGUUCUUAGUCUUGUGUCUUUGGGAAUCUGGGGUCCACUUCCAGACAAAAUCCAUAGACUAUCUUCACUUGAGUAUCUUGAUUUGAGCUCAAAUUAUCUUUUUGGUUCAAUCCCACCAAAGAUUUCUACCCUGGUGAAGCUUCAAACUCUUAAACUGGAUGACAACUUCUUCAAUGAUACUGUGCCUAACUGGUUUGAUUCAUUGUCUAGUUUGACAGUGCUGAGCUUGAAAAACAACAAGAUCAAGGAUUCAUUUCCAUCUUCAAUCGUCAGCAUAAGUACCCUUACUGAGCUUGUCAUGUCUGGCAAUGAAAUUUCUGGUGAAUUGCCAGAUCUAAGUCCCUUACAUGGCCUAACUGUGCUGGACUUAAGCUGGAACAAAUUAGAUUCAUCACUGCCUCCACUACCGAAGUCAUUGAUCACAGCUUCACUCGGAAAAAACUCAUUUUCGGGAGAGAUUCCACAACAAUAUGGCGAACUUAGUCAGCUCCAACAGCUUGACAUAUCAUUCAAUGCAUUGGCUGGCAUUCCUCCUGCUAGCAUCUUCUCCUUGCCCAACAUCAGCCAUUUGAAUCUUUCCUCGAAUAAGUUAUUCGGGUCGUUAUCGACCCACCUGAGGUGUGGCAACAUGCUUCAGUUUGUUGACAUAUCUAACAAUAUGCUUACAGGAGCAUUGCCUUCCUGCUUGGGAAUUGAAUCCGAUAAUCGAACUCUUAAGGUAGAUGGGAAUUGCUUAUCUGUUAGUAUUGGGAAACAGCAUUCAAAGUCAUAUUGUGAUAUAGACCAUAUACAACAGCAUCAGCACCAGGAGCAGUCUAAAGCCAAAAAUGCGGGAGCUGUAAUGGGAUUACUUCUUGGAAUCUUUUUGUCCGUGCUUCUACUUUCAAUUGUGGUUGUUUUAUUUAGAAGAUGUUGGCCUAGAGGAAUGUCAGAACAACAUUUAUUGCAGAAAUCAGUUCAAGAUAGUUCAGCAGCAGGAUUCUCAUCAGAACUUCUAACAAGUGCAAGGUUUGUUUCUCAAGCUGCAAAGAUAGGAAUUCAAGGCCUUCCAUUGUGUAGGACUUUUUCAUUGGAGGAGAUAAGAGAAGCUACAAGCAAUUUUCAUGACUCAACCAUCAUCGGUGAUGGUUCGUAUGGGAAGCUUUACAGAGGGAGGCUGGAGAAUGGGACUCAAGUUGCCAUAAGGUCCUUGGUUGUAUCAAAGAAAUUUUCCAUUAGAAAUCUUAAGCUUAGGUUAGAUAUGCUUGGAAAGCUCAGGCACCCAAAUUUGGUCUGUCUUUUGGGACAUUGCAUUGAUGGAGAAGGACAAGAUUAUCAUGACAUCAAGGUCUUCCUCAUAUUCGAAUACGUUUCAAAUGGGAGUUUCCGUACACAUCUCUCUGAGAAGGUUUUGAACUGGUCUGAAAGAUUAGCAAUUCUAAUCAGUGUUGCUAAGGCUGUCCACUUCCUGCAUACUGGAGUUAUUCCGGGUUUCUUCGACAACCAACUAAAGAUCAACAAUAUCUUGAUUGAUGAGCAUAAUGUGGCAAAGUUGAGUGAUUAUGGAUUGUCCAUUGUCUCUGAAGAACCAACCAAAUCUGUGGCAAAAGCAGAAGGCCCUCAAGCUUGGCAACUGAUGAACUUGAAGGAUGAUGUAUAUAGCUUUGGGUUUAUACUACUAGAGGCACUUGUGGCACCUUCUGUUUCCGCCAGAAAAGGCCCCUCUAUACUAAAGGAAAUGAUGAGCUUGAGCAGCCAGGACGGGCGGAGGCGACUCAUCGACCCAACAAUUCUAGCUACUUGCACGCAAGAGUCUCUAUCAACCAUUAUUUCCCUAAUGAACAAGUGUAUUUCCCCUGAAAUGAGUCGCCCAUCGAUGGAGGAUGUUCUUUGGAACUUACAAUAUGCAAACCAAGUACAAGAUGCCAGGGAUGGUGAUCAAAGAUACAGUUCAGCAUCACAACAAUGAUGUCUUUUUCCUUUUCUUUUCUUCUUAAAGUUGCUUCAUGAAAUCGAAUUCUCUUCUGAAAGCAAGAGAUUCUCAGAAUGCAGAUUGUUGAAGAGCUUUGUCUAAAGUUUUCUUUUUCCCCUGAAGUUUCUUGUUUUUUAGAAGUUAUAUAAGAAUAACUUAAAUUGAUAUUUUAGACAUGUCAUCUCUUGACAUUGCUGUUAAAAUGUAAAUCCCUCCAAAUAAAAGAUCCCAUUUUCUUAA